Danio aesculapii is the source of this 3726-nucleotide messenger RNA. It is a transcript of the gene kansl3, whose product is annotated as KAT8 regulatory NSL complex subunit 3. The coding region runs from base 246 to 2819 and encodes 857 amino acids. The transcript is spliced from 22 exons. Gene Ontology annotation, cellular component: NSL complex. The record is from RefSeq and is a predicted model, not a curated record. Lineage: Eukaryota; Metazoa; Chordata; Actinopteri; Cypriniformes; Danionidae. Gene Ontology annotation, biological process: positive regulation of transcription by RNA polymerase II.
CACUCCGGAUUUUUAGUCUAGCCGCUGUGGCGCGGCUGAAAAACAAAAGACAGUCGGCCAUUACGGUGGAGAAUUUCAGCUGGAGUUUAUUAUUUUCUCGUCUCGCAAACUCAAGGCUUUCGAUAUUAUUCAGGAGAUCAUUCUUUGGAUUAAAAUGAUGUGAAAUGAGAUUGAGAGCGGGCGGGUUCAUGUUUACGGUGCAAGCGUCUCUUUUGUUUUUGUGGGAAGCGUGGGGCUAAAGCAUCAUGUUCCGUCCGGGAGGAGAGCGAGACUUCCAGACGUCAGCCCGGAGAAUGGGGACCUCCCUGCUCUUCCAGCUCUCGGUUCACGAGCGAGAGUUGGACCUUGUUUUUCUGGACCACAGCUAUGCCAAACCCUGGAACGCCCACCCAGAUGCCAGCAGUGCCCGGCCCACCCGCAUGCUGUUCGUCACCCCUCGACGGCAGCCGGAAACGUCUGGUGAUUCGGAUAUGUCCAUUGACGUGGAGACGGUUACACCAACUCCAAUGCCUCUCUAUGACAAUCAAAAGGCCCGUAGUGUGAUGAACGAGUGUGACCGGCAUGUUCUGUUCGCCCGGACCGUCGCUGAUGGACCACCGCCUCCCGAUGAUUGGGAAGAACACAUCAACAAGACCGGCUGGUCGUUGGCUCAGAACAAGCUCUUUAAUAAAGUAUUGAAAGCCCUGCAGGCAGAACGACUCGGCAGACUGGCCAACGAUGGUGCCUCUAAUGAACCAGUCUUGCGCAGAAUAGCUGUGGAUAAAUGUGCUCGCAAGGUCCGCCAUGCCCUGGCCAGUGUCAGCUGGGACAUGAAGCUCACACACUGGCUUCAUAACACACUUCUGGAGUCUUUGAGCCUUGCUAUGUUGGCGGCUUACCUUGACGUGCUGCAGACACUCAAGAGCAAGGUGCCAUCUCUGAUAGACAGGAUGCUGCUGUCGUCUUCUGUAAAAACAGGAGCUGCAGGCGCCGAGGCUCUUUCUCUGCUCCUCAAACGCCCGUGGGACCCUGCAGUGGGUGUGCUCUCACACAACAAACCAAGUAAACUUCCUGGAUCCCCCCUGAUCCUGAUAGCUCCAUCAGGGCCAACCAACCCUGCCUUUCCUACGUCCCGCCGAAUGAGAUUCUGGCAAUCUCAGCUGUCCUGUCUUGGGAAGGUCAUUCCCAUUAAUGUUCAUGUGGGCAGCGGAGCCAAUGUUGGAAUCACGCAGUGUUUGGAGCACAUGAUCGGCACAGUCAGAGGAAAAGUCAUCGAGGUUCACAGUCACUUCCCUCACAAACCGAUCAUCUUGGUGGGCUGGAAUGUAGGGUCAUUGAUGGCUUGUCAUGUGUCUCUAAUGGAGUACUUGACUGCUGUUGUGUGUUUGGGUUUCCCUCUUCAAACGAUCAGUGGGCCACGAGGGGAUGUUGACGAUCCCCUGUUGGACAUGAAGACUCCAGUGCUGUUCGUGGUUGGUCAGAACGCACUGCAGUGUAGUCCUGAAAACAUGGAGGAGUUCAGGGAGAAGAUCCGGGCGGAUAAUAGCAUGGUUGUUGUCGGAGGAGCAGACGACAGCUUGAGGAUCAACUCCACUAAGAUGAAGACAGAAGGCCUGACCCAGACCAUGGUGGAUCGCUGCAUUCAGGACGAGAUAGUGGAUUUUCUGACCGGAGUUUUGACCCGCUCUGAGAGUCACGGCCAUGGCUCUGGUGAAACACGAGAUUUAGAUGCUGAGAAGAAGAAACCACGCCGCGAGCUGCCGUUUGACCAUGACAGGUCGCGACCCUCUUCACCUGCUGUGAGGGAUAUGUCCAGUGUCUGCAGCAGUCCUACAGCCAGUCCCAAACCUAAGACCGUCGGCCUUUCUCCAGCUCAGAAAUCUAGCCUCAUUACUGCCACGCAACUGCUGAAGACCCACAUGCAGCGUUCAGGAACCGUACUAACACACAAACAAGCACAAGCUCAGUUCGCUGCUUUUAUGAAACAUAAUAUGCUGGUGAGGAAAAGCAUUCCUCCUGGCAGCCCUUCAUGUCUUUUUGUGCCGGUGCCCAGUGACCAGGUGGAGGGUUUGGAGCGAGACGACAUGAGGCACCAUCUUAAGAGAAGACAAACUCCCAGUCCAACGCCAACCAAAGCCUCCAAACGAGCCAAGAUCAAAGUCACCAUCGUUUCACACGGAGACGCGGCGGGAAACACACCUGGCUCUUCUGCCCAGGAAGUGGGUUUGUCAGGAAAGCCUCUCGGACUGACUGUGGGCCAGACGACGGUAUCAGGGGCCAAAGAACUGUCUGAGCUUCUCAGUGCACAAAGGUCAGGAGGUUUUGCAGAUGUGUCUGGAGCUUUAGCCUCCAGCGAGGGCUCGUUUCACAGCCUGCAGGGCAGCGUAAUUUCACGCUCUUCCUCUCCUGUCCAGGCCGCUGCUACCGCACAAGCUCCGUCUGCCAGUAGUCUGCUGCAAGGUCUCAGCCUCAGUCUCCAGGAGAUCAACACUAAAUCCCCAGGCGUUCCCUCAACCACACAGGUGUCUGGAGGAAAGCCCCAGGGGCAAGUGUUGAGCUCUCUCAGCCCAGGCAGCGGUACUCUAGUGAGGGCAGUGCCGGUGGUGUCCACAGGCUCCGGGAUGACCAAAACCACAGCCAUCCACCAGCUCCUAACCAACGGCGGCCUGGCAAAGCUAGCCAAUAGUCUGCCGGGCCUUGCCCACGUCUCAAGUCAGAGCUCGGGUCUGAAAGCUCCCACCACCAUCACAGUGACACUGCGAGGUCAGCCGAGCCGAAUCCCCUCUCUGAGCCACAUGGGGGCGACAGCGGGCGCUCACAGCACACCUGACACACAGUGACCAGAAUCUCUGAAAUAGAUGAAAUGUGAGACAUCGCUAACACUUUAGCUGAGAAUGCGUCUCUGGAUCCGAUGAACAUGGAGGAAUCACAUGCAUUAAAGAUUCAAAGACUGGUGAUUUGGCGUACAACAGCACCUCCUGUGGACACGGUCUUGCACAUGUCAAAUAAUGACUUGAUUUGAUUUUACAAUUGUUUAUGUGUUAUUUAAACGCUGUCUCAGAGCAACUCAUAACCUUCUGAUUAGGUGGCUAAUUCAUAUGAAAUCAGACGAUCUCAUUUAUAUGAUUAAGUAUUAUCUGCUCAUCCCCCAAUGACAGUUCGGUUUAGGGGAGGGGUUUAGUGCCACGCCUCCUUUAAAAAAAUACGAAUUCGUAUGAAGAAGCCACUAAACUGUCCAAACAAAAUCGUUUCCUUGUGAGAUCAGGCUGGUUAUUUUGAUUAUUUUCUUUUAUUUAUUAUGACUGAGCAGUUUUUAUUCUUAUAAUUUAUCUUUUAUAUUUUAUUUAUUUUCCUCCUAGUUUUAACAUAUUUUACAUACGCCAAUUGAAAAUGUUUAUAUGAACAUACUGAAAAUUGCGAUUGUUCCUUAUAAAUAACACUACCUGACAAAGUUUUAGGAACACCGAAUAAUAACUUGACUUCUAGUUGAUCAUUUGGUAUCAGAAGUGGCUUAUAUGAAAGGUAAAGGCCUCUAGAUCACGCUUAUUUGACCACAAUAAAAUCUGAUCAUGCCUUGAUUUUUAAUGAUUUAAUUAGGACAGUAAGGUCUGACUUUUGCUGAGACAAAAGUCUUGUCACUUAACAGAAAUAAUGUCCAGAAUAGAAUAUGUGGUCAUGCUGCAGUGGAAACAGAAUGAAUAUUGUGUCUGACUCCAUCAUGAGCUUGGAGGACUGCAUCCAUACAUC